CCGCAAAUGCAUUACUAUAAUUUAUAACCAACAUUUCUAAAUCCCUGAUACAUUAAAUUCGAACCCGCUGUGUUGUUAUUACAAACCUCCCACAAAUAUCUAAAAGGCAUUCAUAACAACCCUCUCCCCAAUCCAUCAGUAAUGGAGGUUUACGCAUAUCCAUCUCAUUUUAUGCAAUCAUCGUCGCUAGUUUCUUCAUUUUCAUUUAGGAAUUUGGUUUUCAAAGUUAAAGACUUCAUUAGCUCUGCAGUUUCCAUGGUUAUUGGGAAUGUAUUCUCUGCAAUUUUCACCUUCUUCUUUGCGUUGGUAGGAACAUUACUAGGAGCAUUAACGGGAGCUUUGAUAGGUCAAGAAACAGAAAGUGGUUUUGUCAGAGGAUCUGCAAUUGGAGCAAUUUCAGGUGCCGUUUUCUCAAUUGAAGUCUUUGAAUCUUCCCUUGUUUUAUGGAAAUCAGAUGAAUCUGGAAUCGGAUGUCUUCUUUACUUGAUUGAUGUCAUUGUCAGCUUGUUAAGUGGAAGGCUUGUUCGGGAACGGAUCGGCCCUGCUAUGUUGAGUGCGGUUCAGAGUCAGAUGGGAGCGGUUGAAACAAGUUUUGAUGAGGUACAAAAUAUUUUUGACAUUGGUGGAUCUAAAGGCUUGACUGAAUAUUCGGUUGAAAAGAUACCUAAAGUUGCGAUUACGCGUGAUAAUGAUGUGGACGAAUCGGGAGAGCUAGUUUCUUGUUCCGUGUGUCUUCAGGAUUUUCAACUUGGAGAAACUGUGAGGAGUUUGCCACAAUGUCAUCACAUGUUUCACCUACCUUGCAUUGAUAAAUGGCUGAUGAGACAUGGAUCUUGCCCAUUAUGUAGAAGGGAUCUUUAAUCUUUACUUUUUCUUUUUUCUUUUUUAAUUUUUUUAAAAACUUUCUGUACAUUCAUAUAUGAAAUUUUAUCAUUUAAUGGUAUUACAAUAAACAAAACCUUAACAAAAUUCGAUCUUUUCACACACCCAUCACUUCGAUUCCAUGAAAUUGUGAUUAUGGAUCCAUAAAAUGGAAUUAAUUUAUCCGAUCGUGUAUCAUUUUCUUAUAAAAUAAUGAAUUUGAGAUAUUUUUGAAGUCAAUAAUUGUAACGCCGUGGGGUUGGGAGCAGAAAUGGAGGUGGAAAUUAUGAACCACCGACUGUAUUUUGCUGACGUGGAUUGGUUAGGUUUGAGUUUUUUCGUUGAUGAAAAUCUAAUGAGUUUUUUCCAUAAUUAAAUUUCAUGUUUCAGAGUAAUGUACAAAUUUUGUUGCGCAAUGUAUAAGUUUGUGAAGCGUGAUUCGUUUGUA
This is a messenger RNA of Lactuca sativa (garden lettuce), 1309 nucleotides long. RefSeq names its product NEP1-interacting protein 2. Lineage: Eukaryota; Viridiplantae; Streptophyta; Magnoliopsida; Asterales; Asteraceae. The record is from RefSeq and is a predicted model, not a curated record.